This is a messenger RNA of Manihot esculenta (cassava), 2468 nucleotides long. Its product is annotated as malate synthase, glyoxysomal. Gene Ontology annotation, molecular function: malate synthase activity. Gene Ontology annotation, cellular component: cytoplasm. Gene Ontology annotation, biological process: glyoxylate cycle. Lineage: Eukaryota; Viridiplantae; Streptophyta; Magnoliopsida; Malpighiales; Euphorbiaceae. The coding region runs from base 593 to 2293 and encodes 566 amino acids. The transcript has 4 exons. The record is from RefSeq and is a predicted model, not a curated record.
UAACCCCUUCUCCUCGAAACAUCAAUACGCCCUGCCGCCGUAUUAAUGAGAAUCAAAAUUUUGAGGUGGCCGAGGUUGCCGGGCCUUAUUUUGCUCCCAACUUUUUUUUUCAGUUUCUAUUAUUUAGAACUCCCAGCCCAGGCCCAGUAUCAGUCCAUGGAGAGUGGAGACCAUCCUUUUUGCUUUCUAUAAGCAACAAAGAAAGGAUUUGGGCUUCAUUCCCAGAAUGCUCACAAGUCAUAAGCCCUGCAAAAAUGCUUGGAUUAAAGAAGCUUGCAGCUAUGCCUCUAUGCGCAUGCAAUGCGUCGAUGACGACUCCAUAAUCCUCCUAACAAACUGCACCUCCCGAGGCAGGCACAAUAUUCAAAACCUAUCCUUCUAUCUCUUGCUUUUAUCAACAACUUGCGUCACCUUUGAUUAUUUGUUGCGCCCGCGGCACAUACAGCCAUGCACUGCAAUUCCUAUUGCGAUAACUCUCGAUGCUUCAAUCCACUUGGCCAACCUCCUUCCUUUAUAUAUUUCCGCCUUCCCUCACGCCUCCUUCAGCUUAAAAUACAAAUACAGAGUCUAAUUACCGAAAAGGAAAGCAAAGAUGAUGAGUGUUGGUAGCUACUAUGCACCACCCACCGCGAAGUCUGGUGGUGCCUAUGACGCUCCUGAAGGGGUGGACAUUCGCGGUCGCUAUGAUGAAGAGUUCGCCAAGAUACUUACCAGGGAUGCAUUGCAAUUCGUUGCGGAUUUGCAACGACAGUUUAGAAACCGCAUCAAGUAUGCAAUGGAGUGUCGAAGGGAAGCCAAGAGGAGAUACAAUGAGGGGGCGUUGCCUGGAUUUGAUCCGGCAACAAAGUAUAUAAGGGAGGGGAACUGGACUUGUGCGGCUGUCCCUCCGGCUGUGGCUGAUCGGAAGGUGGAGAUUACUGGCCCAGUGGAGAGGAAAAUGAUCAUCAAUGCUCUCAACUCGGGAGCUAAAGUUUUCAUGGCCGACUUUGAAGAUGCUCUCUCACCAAGCUGGGAGAAUUUGAUGAGAGGACAAGUUAACUUAAGGGAUGCUGUCAAUGGGACCAUAAGCUUCCAUGACAAGGACAGGAACAGAGUCUACAAGCUCAAUGAUCAGACAGCUAAGCUCUUUGUCCGCCCACGAGGCUGGCAUCUACCCGAGGCUCACAUUCUCAUUGAUGGUGAACCUGCAACUGGUUGCCUUGUGGAUUUUGGCCUCUAUUUUUAUCACAACCACGCUCCAUUCCGCAGGACCCAGGGUGCAGGCUACGGCCCUUUCUUCUAUCUCCCUAAGAUGGAACAUUCAAGGGAAGCAAAGAUAUGGAACUGUGUUUUCGAGAGGGCAGAGAAGAUGGCAGGAAUAGAAAGAGGAAGCAUUAGGGCAACUGUUCUAAUUGAAACACUUCCUGCUGUUUUCCAAAUGAAUGAAAUCCUAUAUGAACUAAAGGAUCACUCUGUUGGCCUGAACUGUGGAAGAUGGGAUUACAUUUUCAGCUAUGUCAAGACAUUCCAGGCUCAUCCAGAUCGCUUGUUACCAGACAGGGUUCAAGUUGGCAUGACUCAACACUUCAUGAAGAGUUACUCUGAUCUCCUUAUCUGGACUUGCCACAGGCGUGGUGUGCAUGCCAUGGGAGGCAUGGCAGCUCAAAUUCCGAUUAGGGAUGACCGAGAGGCAAAUGAGACGGCUCUAGAACUGGUGAGGAAGGACAAGCUAAGAGAGGUCAGAGCAGGACAUGAUGGAACAUGGGCAGCACACCCAGGACUUAUCCCAGCCUGCAUGGAAGUAUUCACAAACAAUAUGGGAAAUAUCCCCCACCAGAUUCAGGUCACGAAACGAGAAGAUGCUGCAAAUAUAACAGAGGAAGACCUGUUACAGAGGCCUCGAGGAGUGCGUACAAUGGAGGGUCUCCGCCUGAACACCAGGGUUGGGAUCCAGUACUUGGCUGCAUGGCUCACUGGAACAGGCUCAGUGCCUCUUUACAACCUGAUGGAAGAUGCUGCCACUGCUGAGAUUAGCAGAGUCCAGAAUUGGCAAUGGUUGAAGUAUGGAGUGGAAUUGGAUGGAGAUGGGCUUGGAGUGAAAGUGGGUUAUGAUUUGUUUUGGCGAGUGGUGGAAGAAGAGAUGGCUAGGAUUGAAAGAGAGGUGGGCAAGGAAAAGUUCAAGAAGGGAAUGUACAAGGAGGCUUGCAAGAUAUUUACCAGGCAAUGCACGGCUCCAACGCUGGACGAUUUUCUGACCUUAGACGCCUAUAAUAAUAUUGUAACCCAUUACCCAAAGGGAUCUUCCAGGCUCUGAACAAGUUUCAUUGCAAUUUCUCAUUCUAGUAUUCGCUUUUGCCUGUCUGUACUAAUCUGCUACAAAUAAAUGAUAAUCCAUUGUGAUUUUACUGUUGUUUCCACUAUGCAUAUAAUCUGAAAACAUUAGAGUGGAGACAAUAUUAUGCAAUGGGAGGCCUGGUAAUUUAAGCCAA